CCCCCUCUCGUGGGUGCUCUUUGAAGUGGAGGACGGAGGCGGCCAGGGGGAGGAGGAGGGCGGGCGAGGGGCAGAGCCUGCGGCCCUCUGCACUCUGAGCCUCCCCCUGCUCCCGGCACCUGGCACCUCCCUCGCACGGCGGCUCUGCCCCCUUCCCCGGGAGGACGACCUGCUGACCCGGGGGCCAGGCUGUAGGGGGACAGGCUUGGCGGCUUCUGAAACCCCUUCUCUGACCUGCUGGCAAGUGACACUCAGGACCUGAGCUAGACCCUGGACAGAGGCUGCCGAAGGCCCCCGUGCCUCCCUUCUAGGAGGAUGGCUGGCAGACGGCAGCCUUCACGCUGGGUCUGGUCCCUGCUGGCUGUGGCACUUCUGGCUGGGCGUGUGGCAUCUACUGGGGCCACGGACCACAGCCCGACGUCCAACAGCCUGGAGGGGGGCUCGGACGCCACCGCCUACUGGUGGGGAGAGUGGACCAAGUGGACGGCAUGCUCCCGCAGCUGUGGGGCCGGCGUGACGUCCCAGGAGCGGCACUGUCUGCAGCAGAGGAGGACGUCGGUCACGGGCGCGGGGAACAGGACCUGCACGGGCACAUCCAAGAGAUACCAACUGUGCAGACUGCAGGAGUGUCCGCCGGACGGGAGGAGCUUCCGGGAGGAGCAAUGCAUCUCCUUCAACUCCCGCGUGUACGACGGGCGGACGCACCAGUGGAAACCCCUGUACCCCGACGACUACGUCCACAUCUCCAGCAAGCCGUGCGACCUGCACUGCACCACCGUGGACGGUCAGCGGCAGCUCAUGGUCCCGGCCCGCGACGGCACGUCCUGCAAGCUCACCGACCUGCGAGGGGUUUGCGUGUCUGGAAAAUGUGAGCCCAUCGGCUGUGACGGGGUGCUCUUCUCCACCCACACGCUGGACAAGUGCGGCGUCUGCCAGGGGGACGGUAGCAGCUGCACCCACGUGACAGGCAACUACCGCAAAGGGAACGCCCACCUCGGUUACUCUCUGGUGACCCACAUCCCGGCCGGUGCCCGAGACAUUCAGAUUGUGGAGCGGAAGAAGUCUGCCGAUGUCCUAGCUCUCGCGGAUGAAGCCGGCUUCUACUUCUUCAACGGCAACUUCAAGGUGGACAGCCCCAAGAACUUCAACAUCGCGGGCACCGUGGUCAAGUACCGGCGACCCAUGGACGUCUACGAGACCGGCAUCGAGUACAUAGUGGCACAGGGGCCCACCAACCAGGGCCUGAACGUCAUGGUGUGGAACCAGAACGGCAGGAGCCCCUCCAUCACCUUCGAAUACACGCUGCUGCAGCCGCCGCACGCCCACCGCACACAGCCUGUCUACUACAGCUUCUCAGAGCCCGCCUCGGAGAGCGCGGAGAGCCAGGAGCUGGACGGGGCCGCGCUCCUGGGCUUCCUGCGGCACAACAGCUCUUUCUAUGGCCAGGCCUCCUCGGAGCGGCUGGGCCUGGACAACCGGCUGUUCGGCCACCUGGGCCCGGGGAUCGAGCUGGGUCUGAGCAAGGGCCGGGAGACCAACGAGGUGUGCGAGCAGGCCAGCGGCAGGGCCUGCGAGGGACCCCCCAGAGGCAAGGGCUUCCGAGACGGCAAUGCCACCGGGACGGCUCUCGCGGGGGACAAGGAUGACCCAGAGGUGGACGCGCAUCUCCCCUCUCAGCAGCUCCUCUCUGCCAAUGCCAUCUCCGACCGGCUCCUGGGCACCGGCUCCGACUCCAGGGAGCUCCCCUUCAAUGACACUGGCAACAGCAUCUUUGUGCAGGGCGCCCCGAGGAGCUCCCCGGCUGACAGCCUCUACGUGGACUACGAGGACAGCGAGGGAGCCGGCACUUACCUGCUCAAUGGGUCCUACCUGGAGCUGAGCAGUGACAGAGUGACUAACACCUCCUCCGAGGCCCCGUUCCCCAACGCCAGUGCCAGCCUCCCCGCCGUGGCCGGGAACAGGACCCACAAGGCCAGGACCAGGCCCAAGGCGCGCAAACAAGGCGUGAGCCCAGCGGACAUGUACCGGUGGAAGCUCUCGUCCCACGAGCCCUGCAGUGCCACCUGCACCACAGGAGUCAUGUCGACCUACGCCAUGUGCGUUCGCUAUGAUGGCAUUGAGGUGGAUGACAGCUACUGUGACGCUCUGACCCGUCCUGAGCCCGUCCAGGAGUUCUGCGCGGGGAGGGAGUGCCAGCCCAGGUGGGAGACCAGCAGCUGGAGCGAAUGCUCCCGCACCUGCGGCGAGGGCUACCAGUUCCGCAUCGUGCGCUGCUGGAAGAUGCUGUCCCCCGGCUUCGACAGCUCCGUGUACAGCGACCUGUGCGAGGCGGCCGAGGCCGUGCGGCCCGAGGAGCGCAAGACGUGCCGCAACCCGGCCUGCGGGCCCCAGUGGGAGAUGUCCGAGUGGUCGGAGUGCACGGCCAAGUGCGGGGAGCGCAGCGUGGUGACCAGGGACAUCCGCUGCUCGGAAGACGAGAAGAUGUGUGACCCCAACACCAGGCCCGUGGGGGAGAAGGACUGCACAGGCCCCCCCUGCGACCGCCAGUGGACUGUCUCCGACUGGGGCCCGUGCAGCGGGAGCUGCGGGCAGGGCCGCAUGAUCCGACACGUGUACUGCAAGACCAGUGACGGCCGGGUGGUGCCCGAGUCUCAGUGCCAGAUGGAGAGCAAGCCGCUGGCCAUCCAUCCCUGUGGGGACAAGAACUGCCCCGCCCACUGGCUGGCCCAGGACUGGGAGCGGUGUAACACCACCUGUGGCCGAGGUGUGAAGAAGAGGCUGGUGUUGUGCAUGGAGCUGGCCAACGGGAGGCCACAGACGCGCAGCGGCCCCGAGUGUGGGCUGGCCAAGAAGCCCCCGGAGGAGAGCACGUGCUUCGAGAGACCCUGCUUCAAGUGGUAUACCAGCCCCUGGUCGGAGUGCACCAAGACCUGCGGGGUGGGCGUGCGGAUGCGGGACGUCAAAUGCUACCAGGGGACUGACAUCGUCCGUGGCUGCGACCCGCUGGUGAAGCCUGUCGGCAGGCAGGCCUGUGACCUGCUGCCCUGCCCCACGGAGCCCCCAGACGACAGCUGCCAGGACCAGCCAGGCACCAACUGUGCCCUGGCCAUCAAGGUGAACCUCUGUGGCCAUUGGUACUACAGCAAGGCGUGCUGCCGCUCCUGCAGACCUCCGCACUCCUAGCCACCCCGCAGCCCCCCAGAGACCCGAGCGCUCGGCCCCGGGGGCCCCCCAGCGCCCGGGGCCCCUCUGCGGACACCCUUCCCGCAGGGCACCCGGGCCGUGAAGACGUGACACUGAGCCUCUGCUCUCCCCCGGGGAAGGAGAGCCCCCCCCUGCCCCCACGAGUGCGCCCCGGGCCCCCGCCCCUGCCCGGGAAGGUGUCUUAGGGCUGCAAGGACGGUCGUGUUUGUGGGUCCCACCGGCCAGCCCCCGGCUCCACCCAAGGGGCCUGGGAAUGUCCUCUCUCCCUCCCGGGCUGUGGGGUCGAGGACCGGGGCUGGGGCGGCGGGGAGAUCCGGGUGCCGCCGCCUCGGACCCGGAUCCUGUUCGGGUGUGCCCCUUCCAGAGGAAUUGUAUCUCGCAAGUAGCGUCCACUUGCCUCGUUCUAUGAAGCUCUCGCGCACGGAGGGACCCGCUGCACUUUACGCCCCAGGAGGCGGCACUCUUUCUCACGGCACACUAGGAUAUGGUCGUCAGCCAGUGCUCCUGUAUGUUAAUAAAGUGGUCGUAUUUAUGGCGGCAUCGUGGGCUCCCAGUGGCUCUGGCGGGAGGUGUGCGGUGGCCGUCGGGCUUCGGGAGCCAGGCUGUCCCGCGCUCGAGUCUGG
Molecule: messenger RNA, 3827 nt
Organism: Prionailurus viverrinus (fishing cat)
Lineage: Eukaryota; Metazoa; Chordata; Mammalia; Carnivora; Felidae
Gene: ADAMTSL2
Product: ADAMTS like 2
Exons: 20
Coding region: 316-3183 (955 amino acids)
Biological process (GO): extracellular matrix organization
Cellular component (GO): extracellular matrix
Source: RefSeq, a predicted model, not a curated record